CAAAGCUUGACUUUUUUUUACCUCUGUGGCAAAAUGUCUGAUUCAAAACAAACAUCAGUUACUCCAUCAAGCACACUGGCAUAUUUACCUUGGAGUGUUCAAAUACUGAUGAUUGCAGCUGCUGCAGCAUUGUAUAGAAAGCGAGGCGGUUUCUAUUAUCGCUCUGCCGCUGCCAUUACAUGGCUGCUAAUCAUUGCAGCAUAUGGAAUGGCUGCAUCGCUAAUCUUGCCAUUGUUUGGUCAACGCAAACUCAUCAAUUGGACUGUUGCUCGAUUGUACUAUUAUUGCGCUGGUUAUUUCACUGCCGUCUCUGCUGUUGUUGAAAACGAAGCCAACCUUGAAACAGGCGGUCCUGCCGUUUACAUUUGCAACCACCAAUCCAGCAUAGACGUGUUAUUAAUGGCAAGAGUGUUCCCCAAAUCAACAUCUGUUGUAGCCAAGAAGUCCAUCAAAUAUUAUCCCAUACUUGGAUGGUACAUUUUUCUAGUGACUUUGAGCAAGGCUAUUUUCUUGGAUAGAUCCAACCGAGAUAGUGCCGUUGCUUCGGCUAAGAAGGCAGCAGAGGAUAUUCACAAGAAGGAUACUAGUGUAUGGAUCUUCCCUGAGGGUACCCGUGGACAUCCUCGGGAAAUCAAUAUGCUGCCAUUCAAGAAGGGAGCCUUUCAUAUGGCUGUUCAAGCUGGUGUACCCAUCGUGCCCAUCGUGAUUGCCAAUUACAAUCACUUGUACGACUCCAAGGCCAAGAGAUUCAAUUCCGGUGUUGUGCCAAUCAGAGUUCUUGAUCCAAUUUCUACUGAAGGCUUGAAGGACAGUCAUGGUGCUGUGGAUAAACUCACCACGGAUGUUCGCGAGUUGAUGUUGAACGCUCUUAAAGAGAUCUCUCCACCUGCUCUUUCUAAGAAGUCAGAAUAACAAGCGCCAUUGAGCGCUUUUUGUAUCUACUUCCUUUUAUCAUCGUCUUCAUAGACUGUAGAAAUUUGUAACAAGAGUUCUUACUAUACGAUUCUACACCACCCAAUUUUAAUAGCACGACGUUUUGUUUUCCUUAUGCAUACGGCUCACUUAGACAAAUUUUUG
Umbelopsis ramanniana AG is the source of this 1077-nucleotide messenger RNA. RefSeq lists its product as uncharacterized. Gene Ontology annotation, cellular component: membrane; endoplasmic reticulum. The record is from RefSeq and is a predicted model, not a curated record. The transcript has 4 exons. Bases 34 to 912 code for a protein of 292 amino acids. Gene Ontology annotation, molecular function: 1-acylglycerol-3-phosphate O-acyltransferase activity. Gene Ontology annotation, biological process: phosphatidic acid biosynthetic process. NCBI's taxonomy places the organism in Eukaryota, Fungi, Mucoromycota, Umbelopsidomycetes, Umbelopsidales, Umbelopsidaceae.